GAGUCCUGCGCGCGUGUGGGAGGGGAGGGGGGGAUUAUUAUGGGAUGUCUGGCCCCCUUUGUGUGCUCGUGAGGAUGUUAGCUAAGCUCCAGGCUGGGGGAGAGGACAUUGGACCGUGUUUUCGUUUUUUUUGUUUUUAUUUCAUUUUUUUUAAAUGAAUGAAUGGACGCAAUAAGGAGCUGAGUUGUGGUAAUACGUACAGAACAGAAGCGAGAGCUCUUUGCGACCUGGGACCACACACUCUUCACAGCAAGUUUCCAAGGUGCCAAGUAGCCGCCCACUCCCUUCCCCCUGGACAGUACACCCACCUCGGUCCACUCUCCAGCAAAGUCCACGUCAUUUUGCCCUCCUCCCUCGUCAACCGACCGAGGAGCGAGAGCUUUAGGAGGGAUUAAUUCGCGCGAGGAGGAGUGGUGGUGGCGGUGGGGGAACACCGGAGACAUGUCAGGCAGCGACGAUGACAGGGACGACUUCGCAGCCGCCGAAGAGCACUCGCUCCUCCACGAUGAGAACGAGGCCGAGGACGUCAUGUCCGACGUGGACGACAUGCCCAAGUCCAAGAAGAAAAAGAAGGCUAAGAAGAGCAGCCGGGAGAACAGAAGCAACAAGAGGCAGAGGGCUGUCAGAGAGGAGUUGCCCCUGAGCUCCCCAGAGCACCUUAUUGGGGAGGCAGGCGAGAGGGACCCAGAUGAGGGAGGCCUGCGCUCGGACAGCGACGGCAGUGAUUACGCCCCGGGGAGGAAAAAGAAAAAGCGCUCCAGCUCGACCAAAGACAAGAAGAAAUCAAGCAUGGCUGCGGAGAAAGGGGGCUCGUCCGGCUCGAAGAGCAAACGCAAAGAUCCGGAGCCGGAUGAUGAAGACGACGACGACGAUGACGACGACUGUCAGCCGAAAAGCUCCUCCCAGAUGCUGGAGGCGUGGGGCAUGAAAGACAUCGACCACAUCUUUACUCAGGAAGACUACAACUCCCUCACCAACUACAAGGCCUUCAGCCAAUUUGUCAGGCCCUUGAUUGCAGCCAAGAACCCCAAAAUUGCAGUGUCCAAGAUGAUGACUUUAAUGAUGGCCAAGUGGAGAGAAUUUAGUACAAAUAACCCUCAUAAGGGCUCAGCGACCGCCAACGCUGCCCUGGCAGCCGCCAACGUGGCUGCGGCGGUGGAGAACAUGGUGGUGGCCGGGACAGACGGGGGGUCCAAUGGCAGUAACGCACCCCCAACUCCAGCCGCCGCUGCUCAGACCACUCCUGCUGCUCCUGUGCCACCGCCUGUGCCACCUCUCCGCAAGGCUAAAACCAAAGAAGGCAAAGGCCCCAAUGCUCGUAAAAAGUCCAAGCCUAAAGUUCCACCAAAACCCAAACCCAAGAAGGUGGCUCCACUGAAGAUCAAACUGGGAGGCCUGAACAGCAAGAGGAAGCGCUCCUCUAGCGACGAGGAUGAGCCAGACGCGGACAGUGAUUUUGAUGAAAGCACCUUUUCCGUGUCAGAGGGCUCAAACCGCAGCAACCGCAACAAGAAGAAAUCCAAGAGUGCAAAGAAAAAGAAGAAAGUGGAGGCGGAGGAUGGUGACGGCUACGAGACGGACCACCAGGACUACUGUGAGGUGUGCCAGCAGGGAGGAGAGAUCAUUCUGUGUGACACCUGUCCCAGAGCUUAUCACAUGGUGUGCUUGGACCCCGACAUGGAGAAGGCACCGGAGGGCAAGUGGAGCUGCCCACACUGCGAGAAAGAGGGCAUCCAAUGGGAGGCCAGGGAAGACCUCUCCGACGCCGAAGUGGAAGACGAGGACGACAGACAGGAUGACGGCGCCGAAGAAGAGGAUGAUCACCACAUUGAGUACUGCAGGGUCUGCAAGGACGGAGGGGAGCUCCUUUGCUGCGACACUUGCCCCUCGUCCUACCACAUCCACUGUCUCAACCCGCCUCUCCCCGAAAUCCCCAACGGCGAGUGGAUCUGCCCCCGCUGCAAGUGUCCACCAAUGAAGGGUAAAGUCCAGAAGGUUUUAACAUGGCGUUGGGGAGAUCUGCCAGCCCCCACUCCUGUCCCACGGCCUGCUGAUCUGCCUGCUGACGCACCUGAUCCCCCACCCUUGGUUGGCCGCAGGGAGAGGGAGUUCUUUGUAAAAUGGUGCAAUAUGUCCUACUGGCACUGCUCCUGGGUGCUUGAGCUACAGUUGGAGCUGAACUGCCAGGUGAUGUUCCGCAACUACCAGAGGAAAACCGACAUGGACGAACCACCGCCCGUAGACUUCGGUGGCGAGGGCGACGACGACAAGAGCACCAAGAGGAAGAACAAGGAUCCGCUCUUCAUCCAUAUGGAGGCAGAAUUCUACCGCUUCGGAGUCAAGAUGGAGUGGCUGAUGAUACACCGCAUCCUAAACCACAGUGUGGACAGGAAGGGCAACGUACACUACUUGAUCAAGUGGCGAGACCUGGCCUACGACCAAUCGACAUGGGAGAGCGAAGACAUGGACAUUCCAGAAUUUGACCUUUACAAGCAAACCUACUGGAAUCACAGAGAGUUGAUGAUCGGUGAUGAGGGCAGACCUGGUAAGAAGCUGAAGAAGCCUGUCAAAGUUAAGAAGGCGGAACGUCCACCUGCUAAUCCAGUAGUGGACCCCACCAUCAAGUUUGAUCGUCAACCUGACUACCUGGACAGCACAGGGGGCACUCUUCACCCCUACCAGUUGGAAGGCUUGAACUGGCUGAGGUUUUCUUGGGCACAGGCCACCGACACUAUCCUUGCCGAUGAAAUGGGCUUAGGCAAGACUGUCCAGACCGCUGUCUUUCUCUACUCUCUCUACAAGGAGGGUCACUCCAAAGGUCCCUUCCUGGUUAGUGCACCUUUGUCCACCAUCAUCAACUGGGAGAGAGAGUUUGAGAUGUGGGCCCCAGACAUGUAUGUCGUCACAUAUGUCGGUGACAAAGACAGCAGGGCUGUCAUUCGAGAGAACGAGUUCUCGUUCGAAGGGAAUGCCAUCCGAGGUGGGAAAAAGGCAUCCAAAAUGAAGAAAGACUCAACUGUCAAGUUCCAUGUCUUGCUGACAUCCUAUGAGUUGAUUACCAUUGACCAGGCUGUGCUGGGCUCCAUUGAAUGGGCCUGUCUGGUUGUGGAUGAGGCGCACAGGCUGAAGAACAACCAGUCCAAGUUCUUCCGAGUGUUAAACAAUUACCCACUCCAACACAAGCUGCUGCUGACUGGCACUCCUCUUCAGAACAACCUGGAGGAGCUCUUCCACUUGCUAAACUUCCUCACUCCAGAAAGAUUCAACAACUUGGAAGGGUUCUUGGAGGAGUUUGCCGACAUAGCCAAAGAGGACCAGAUCAAGAAGCUCCACGACAUGCUCGGACCGCACAUGCUCAGGAGGCUGAAGGCUGAUGUCUUCAAACACAUGCCAUCCAAGACUGAACUCAUUGUCAGGGUGGAGCUUAGCCCAAUGCAGAAGAAAUACUACAAAUUCAUUUUAACACGGAAUUUUGAGGCUUUGAACACUCGGGGAGGAGGAAAUCAAGUCUCUCUUCUCAAUGUGGUGAUGGAUUUGAAAAAGUGCUGCAAUCAUCCGUACCUCUUUCCUGCUGCUGCUACAGAGGCUCCAAAACUUCCGAACGGGAUGUAUGAGGGCUUGGCUCUGACCAAGGCAUCUGGCAAACUGAUGCUCUUGCACAAAAUGAUGAAGAAACUGAAGGAAGGAGGUCAUAGGGUCCUGGUUUUCUCCCAAAUGACCAAAAUGCUUGACCUGCUGGAGGAUUUCCUGGAAAACGAGGGUUACAAAUAUGAGCGUAUCGACGGUGGGGUCACCGGCAAUAUGCGUCAGGAGGCCAUUGACCGCUUUAAUGCCCCUGGUGCUCCCCAGUUUGCUUUCCUCCUCUCCACCCGAGCAGGGGGGUUGGGUAUCAAUCUUGCGUCGGCGGACACUGUUAUCAUAUAUGACUCUGACUGGAACCCUCACAAUGACAUCCAGGCAUUCAGCAGAGCUCAUCGUAUUGGCCAGAAUAGGAAGGUGAUGAUCUAUCGGUUUGUGACCAAAGCAUCUGUGGAAGAGAGAAUCACACAGGUUGCAAAGAAAAAGAUGAUGCUCACUCAUUUGGUUGUGCGACCCGGCCUUGGCUCGAAGACCGGUUCCAUGUCUAAGCAGGAGCUCGAUGAUAUCCUCAAAUUUGGAACUGAGGAAUUGUUUAAGGAUGAAGUUGGAGAAGGGGACAACAAGGAGGACGACAGCAGUGUGAUCCACUACGAUGAUCAAGCCAUCGAUCGUUUGCUGGACCGGAACCAGGAUGCCACCGACGACACCGAGAUUCAGAGCAUGAACGAAUACCUCAGCUCCUUCAAAGUUGCCCAAUACGUGGUUAAAGAUGAGGAUGACGAGGAGGAGGAAGUGGAGCGAGAGGUGAUCAAGCAGGAGGAAAGCGUGGACCCAGAUUACUGGGAGAAGCUGCUUCGUCAUCACUAUGAGCAGCAGCAAGAGGAUCUGGCCCGCAAUCUGGGCAAAGGCAAAAGAACUCGAAAGCCGGUUAACUACAAUGACGGUUCCCAGGAGGACCGAGGUAUAAGACAGGACUGGCAAGAGGAUCAAUCCGACAACCAGUCUGAUUACUCGGUGGCAUCGGAGGAGGGCGACGAGGACUUUGAUGAACGUGCUGAAGCAAACGCCCGCAGGCCGAACCGCAAAGGGUUAAGAAACGACAGGGACAAGCCUCUGCCUCCACUCCUUGCACGAGUGGGCGGGAACAUCGAGGUUCUGGGCUUCAAUGCACGGCAGAGGAAGGCUUUCCUAAAUGCAGUCAUGCGUUACGGGAUGCCUCCCCAGGAUGCAUUCACCAACCAGUGGCUUGUCAGGGACCUUCGAGGGAAGUUGGAGAAGGAAUUCAAGGCUUACGUGUCUCUGUUCAUGAGGCAUUUGUGUGAGCCAGGAGCUGAUGGAGCGGAGACCUUUGCAGAUGGCGUCCCACGAGAGGGUCUGUCCAGGCAACACGUGCUCACUCGUAUCGGUGUCAUGUCGCUCAUUAGGAAAAAGGUGCAGGAGUUUGAGCACGUGAAUGGUCAGUGGUCAAUGCCCUGGAUGGCAGAACUGGAGGAAAACAAAAGGGCGGCAGCUUUGGCUGCAGGUGAAGAUCCAAAGACCCCUUCAAGCGGGACACCUGCGGAUACACAACCGAACACUCCUGUGCCAGAGGAUCUGUCAAGAUCAGAGGACAAAGAGGACAUCAAGAAGGAUGCAGAGGACACCAAAGCAGCUCGAAAGACAGAUGAUCCAGAGAUUAUUGAAAUCCCAGAUGAGCCCGACAAGUCCCCGGCCUCUGAAAAUAAAGAAGAUGAUCCUCCCGGAAAGGAGGACAAAGAGAAGGAGGCACGAGGUGGCGACGAAGGGAAUGACCUCGAUGACCUCAGCAAGGACAAAGAGGACAAGGCCGAGAAGGCCGUUUCUGCUGAUAUUAAAGGUGAAGGAACGGAGGGAAAAGCAGAUAAGGAGGACCGGUCUAAAGUUGAAGAGGCUAAGGAUGAGAAGAUGGACACAGAGAAAGAUCAACAAGAGGAAAAAGAUGGGGUAAAAUCAGAGGAAUCUAGUAGACUUCAGAACGGAGAGAACACCAGAGAAGGAUCCUUGUCCAUGUUGAAUGUGAAUGAAGAGAAGAGGAAAGCCAGCAAGCAGAGGUUCAUGUUCAACAUAGCAGACGGAGGCUUCACAGAGCUUCACUCCCUGUGGCAGAAUGAGGAGAGGGCAGCCACCGUCACUAAGAAGACCUUUGAAAUUUGGCAUCGUCGCCAUGACUACUGGCUCCUAGCUGGCAUCAUACAACACGGCUACGCUCGGUGGCAGGACGUGCAGAACGACGUAAGGUUCGCCAUCCUCAACGAGCCCUUCAAGGGGGAAAUGAGCAGGGGCAAUUUCCUCGAGAUAAAGAACAAGUUUCUGGCACGCAGGUUCAAGUUACUGGAGCAGGCACUGGUAAUCGAGGAGCAGCUACGCCGGGCGGCCUACCUCAACAUGACAGAGGACCCGGCGCACCCGUCCAUGGCGCUCAACACUCGUUUCAGCGAGGUGGAGUGUCUGGCUGAGUCUCACCAACACCUCAGCAAGGAGUCAAUGUCGGGAAACAAGCCGGCCAAUGCAGUGCUGCAUAAAGUUCUGAAACAACUAGAGGAGCUACUGAGUGAUAUGAAGGCGGACGUCACCCGCCUCCCGGCAACCAUCGCCAGGAUACCGCCCGUGGCCGUGCGGCUGCAAAUGUCCGAGAGGAACAUCCUCAGCAGGCUGGCCAGCCGCGGGCCUGAGGUGAGUGCACAGAACCAGUCGCAGAGCGUGCAGCAGAUGCAGGUUUCGCGCUGACACAGGAACUGUUCACUGCAGUUUAGUGGAUGCCCCUCUCAAACCUCCCCUUUCAACUACCUUGUACAGCACAGACAGGUUAGUCCUCAGUCCACAUACACACACGCCACUUGCCUCUGAACCCAAAGGAACGUCAACUGUGUUACGAGACACCCAAAUGUCAAGACUGGAAGUAACCAUAGAAGAAAGAUCUCCUCAAAUGUGGCCCAACUGUACCCAGUCAUGUGCAUUUAUGUCCACUGGACACGGAAAAGGAAAUCCCGGAUCUUUGUUGCAAUGUUUCCGCCAUUGGAGGCUCCUGGAGAACUGAAUGGAUUUUGUUGGUCAUUUUCACAUGUAGGAAAUUGUGACAUUUGAAGCAAUUUGUCAUUUCCUUAAAAGUUGCAAUGUUGUCAUCUUAACGUGUUUGUCUGUCUCUGAUAUGUACAGCUGCAUCUCACAAAAAUAUUGUGGAGAACUUAAUUUAAUUCAGUAGUUCAACUCAAAAAGGGAAACUUAAGUUGUUUUUUUUUAUAGUUCACGGAGAACAGAGUUAAAUCUCAUGUUUUUUAUUUUUGUUUUUGAUCAUUUUGAAGAUUAUCACUUAUAGCGAGCAAACACCCACAAACACCAAAUCAGAGUACUGUAUUUGAACAUUAAAGAUGUAGGAAUUUGCCUUUUUGAAAAGUGUGUGUAGUAAAUACACGAAUGGGUACUACAUAUGAGCUUCACUUUUUGAAUUGAACUACUGAAAAAAAUAAACAUUUCUACGACAUAUGUUGACACAUUGAUAUAUGUACAGUACUGUGUGCAAAAGUUUUAGGUCACCAUUAGCUAAAUUCACAUUAAAGUGUGAGGGUCAAAUACACAAAUAUCAAACAUUAUGGGUUCCGUUGCAUUUAGGUGUGGGAGUCACACUAUAGCGCAAUUGUAUUCCUAAAUUUUUCCUACUCUAAAAAUGACAUUUGUUCACGAAGUGGCAGCACUAAGUGGUUAGCGCAUCUGCCUCACAGUUCUUGGGUUGAUAUCUCAGCAUGUUCGGGCUGUGCUUUCAUGGGUUUUCUCCGGGUACUCCGGUUUCCUCCCGUAUUCAAAAUCAGUCACGUCAACUUCAUUUAAGAAUCAAAAUUGUCCGUAGAGGGACAUGUAGGUCUGAAUGCUUAUCUAUGCUGUAGGUGCCCGCCGAUUGACCGGCGACCAAUCCAGGGUAUUCCCCGCCCUGCAGAUCAUAAAAGUAACAAAUGGUUGCCUCACACUUUUGUACUGUACAUAUAAAGAUAUAGAUAUAUACUGUACGUAUAUGGCCAUAUUUGGUGCUCCAUUGCAGGAUGUGCCGACGUCACUGUUACUGUCAAAGUUGUUGUUGUUACCUCCAUCCCAAAAUAAGCGCCCACGACACUUUAACUGGCCUGGUGAGCAGCUCACGCACCAAACACGUACCCUGACAUUCCUUAAAGUCCCCAGAAACCCCUGUAUUUUGCUCAAAAUAAAGUACGAGGGAGGAGGAGGCGUGCGGUAUUUGGGACAUGUCGGCAACCUUUAAAUUAAAUUAAUUUCUGUACAUGUAUCAUUAUUGUUAAGGUUACCAGGUUGUUUUUAUCACAUUUGUUUUUAUUGGACCACAAUAAAAGGUCGACUGAU
Messenger RNA from Syngnathoides biaculeatus (alligator pipefish), 7944 nucleotides. It is a transcript of the gene chd4b, whose product is annotated as chromodomain helicase DNA binding protein 4b. Lineage: Eukaryota; Metazoa; Chordata; Actinopteri; Syngnathiformes; Syngnathidae. The record is from RefSeq and is a predicted model, not a curated record. The transcript is spliced from 40 exons. Gene Ontology annotation, biological process: chromatin remodeling; negative regulation of transcription by RNA polymerase II. Gene Ontology annotation, molecular function: ATP binding; ATP hydrolysis activity; ATP-dependent chromatin remodeler activity. The coding region runs from base 442 to 6324 and encodes 1960 amino acids. Gene Ontology annotation, cellular component: nucleus; chromatin; NuRD complex.